Molecule: messenger RNA, 3100 nt
Organism: Microcebus murinus (gray mouse lemur)
Lineage: Eukaryota; Metazoa; Chordata; Mammalia; Primates; Cheirogaleidae
Source: RefSeq, a predicted model, not a curated record
CUGUGGUGGCUCAGGAUAGGAGCAGCCAUGUCACCAUUUCUUCGAAUCGGCCUGUCCAACUUUGACUGUGGGUCCUGCCAGGCUUGCCAGGGCGAGGCCGUUAACCCCUACUGCGCCGUGCUGGUCAAGGAGUUUGUGGAAUCAGAGAAUGGGCAGAUGUACGUCCAGAAAAAGCCCACCAUGUACCCGCCCUGGGACAGCACCUUUGAUGCCCACAUCAACAAGGGGAGGGUGAUGCAGAUCAUCGUGAAGGACAAAAACGUGGACCUCAUAUCUGAGACCACUGUGGAGCUGUGCUCGCUGGCCGAGAGGUGCAGGAAGAACAACGGGAAGACGGAGAUAUGGUUAGAGCUGAAACCUCAAGGCCGAAUGCUAAUGAGAUCCCGUCAUUUUUUACCUCAAUCAGACACAAAGGACUUGAGUGAAUUCGAGACCGAAGGCUUCUUUGCGCUGCAUCACCGCCGGGGGGCCAUCAAACAGGCCAAAGUCCACCACGUCAAGUGCCACGAGUUCACCGCCACCUUUUUCCCACAGCCCACGUUCUGCUCCGUCUGCCACGAGUUUGUCUGGGGCCUGAACAAACAGGGCUACCAGUGUCAACAAUGCAACGCAGCAAUCCACAAGAAGUGCAUUGAUAAAGUUAUAGCUAAGUGCACAGGAUCCGCCGUCAACAGCCGAGAAACCAUGUUCCACAAGGAGAGAUUCAAAAUCGACAUGCCGCACAGAUUCAAAGUGUACAGCUACAAGAGCCCCACCUUCUGCGAGCACUGUGGGACGCUGCUGUGGGGGCUGGCGCGGCAGGGGCUCAAGUGUGACGCAUGUGGCAUGAACGUACACCACAGGUGCCAGACGAAGGUGGCCAACCUUUGCGGCAUAAACCAGAAGCUAAUGGCUGAGGCCCUGGCGAUGAUCGAGAGCACCCAACAGGCUCGCUGCUUAAGAGACACCGAACAGAUCUUCAGAGAAGGCCCAGUUGAAAUUGGCCUCCCGUGCUCCAACAAAAGUGAAGUGAGGCCGCCAUACCUACCCACACCUGGAAAGAGAGGUAGCCGUCCCGGCCCGUGGUUGAAUCAAUGUCAGCAAUUAGUCUUCCUAGCAGAGUUCAAGAAGACCAAUCAAUUUUUUGCAAUAAAAGCCCUAAAGAAAGACGUGGUCUUGAUGGAUGACGACGUGGAGUGCACAAUGGUGGAGAAGAGAGUCCUCUCGCUGGCCUGGGAGCACCCGUUCCUGACGCACAUGUUCUGCACCUUCCAGACCAAGGAAAAUCUCUUUUUUGUGAUGGAGUAUCUCAACGGAGGAGACUUAAUGUACCACAUCCAAAGCUGUCACAAGUUCGAUCUCUCCAGAGCCACGUUUUAUGCUGCCGAAAUCAUUCUCGGUCUGCAGUUCCUCCACUCCAAGGGAAUCGUCUACAGGGACCUGAAGCUGGACAACAUCCUGCUGGACAAAGACGGACACAUCAAGAUAGCGGACUUCGGGAUGUGCAAGGAGAACAUGCUGGGAGACGCGAAGACGAACACCUUCUGCGGGACGCCGGACUACAUCGCCCCCGAGAUCCUGCUGGGUCAGAAAUACAACCACUCCGUGGACUGGUGGUCCUUCGGCGUUCUGCUGUACGAGAUGCUCAUCGGGCAGUCGCCCUUCCACGGGCAGGACGAGGAGGAGCUCUUCCACUCCAUCCGCAUGGACAGCCCCUUCUACCCGCGCUGGCUGGAGAAGGAGGCCAAGGACCUUUUGGUGAAGCUCUUCGUGCGAGAACCCGAGAAGAGGCUGGGGGUGCGGGGAGACAUCCGCCAGCACCCUUUGUUCCGGGAGAUCAACUGGGAAGAACUGGAGCGGAAGGAGAUUGACCCACCUUUCCGGCCUAAAGUGAAAUCCCCAUACGACUGCAGCAACUUCGACAAGGAAUUCUUAAACGAGAAGCCCCGGCUGUCGUUUGCGGACCGAGCCCUGAUCAACAGCAUGGACCAGAACAUGUUCAGGAACUUUUCCUUCGUCAACCCGGGCAUGGAGCCGCUCAUCUCCUGAACCUGGCCUCCCCCGGGGACUGGAAGCCGGGAUUCCCUUUUCAAUUUGGGAAAGAACAGAAAACACUCAACAAUGAAGGCUGAGACCCGUUACCUCCUGGCCAGACCGUUCACCUGUAGCAGAAACCAACUCUACUUCACUAAUGACCACGCCCUGCGUCGUGGCUCCCGCCACGUUCCCCGGACACUCCCCAGGUCAGGCCGAGACUCACCCUAGCCGUUUACUUGAACCCUGGUUCCCCGCACUGGGAAAUUCGAAAACUCGACACGGCUCUCAACGGUGGCUCUUCACCUGGGGCCCCAACUGCCGGGUAGUGACAGGCUCUGCAGACGGAGGAGCAAACUGAAAACAGAUGCCUCCAGACUGCAACAGCCUGGCGUACGGGGUGGCCCGUCCCACGUGGCCUCGGACAAGUAACCGCUCACCCGUUUUAUCCUGUUUCUAUCUGUGGACGUGUAAGUGGCUAGGGGGGACAGCCCCAAAUAGGUUUUUAUGGGAAUUCUUCACAAUAAACAUAGCUUGUAACUUGAGAUUCACAAAUCCAUUCAUUCUCAUUAGCCGUGAAAUUCCCGGGAAAGAGGAGAAAUGGAAAGAUGGGAAAAGCUUCCCCAAUUGGGAAGUUUGGCUAGAACACCUUACGCUGGUUCUCUUGUCAAGAGAGACCUCAAAUGUAGAGUUCAACCAAGAUAGUGUCACUUCACUCUUGGCAGGAAAACCUUUCCCUCCAUCCAUCCAUUGCUCUUUGACUUCCAUAGUAGCCCGGUCAUUCAUUACCGUCCUCGCAUUAUAACAAGAAAAGAAAAAGUGCGUAAUUCUUCGGAGAGGAAAGAAAACCAACCCCUGGUCAUACCAUGAUUGACGAGUUGAUGACUCAUAAACCCCUCCUGAGGCAUCAUUCAAGACAAAUGCCCCGCACCUGCUACUGGCAGUGGUCAAUCGCGUUGAAUUAGAAAAUUCUAAAUAUGUGUUUUUAAAGUAUCUGUGCUGUUUGUAUAUUUUGAUAAAAUGUUGUGACUUAAUGGCAAAGAGGUGGAUGUGUACAAAUGGAAUAAAAGAAAAAAACAAAAACAAA